Molecule: messenger RNA, 399 nt
Organism: Brettanomyces bruxellensis
Lineage: Eukaryota; Fungi; Ascomycota; Pichiomycetes; Pichiales; Pichiaceae
Exons: 2
Coding region: 1-399 (132 amino acids)
Biological process (GO): translation; ribosomal large subunit biogenesis
Cellular component (GO): ribosome; cytosolic large ribosomal subunit
Molecular function (GO): RNA binding; structural constituent of ribosome
Source: RefSeq, a predicted model, not a curated record
AUGGCUACUGAAACUAACGUUAAGACCACCACUUGGAGAUUGGUCCAGGUUGGAAGAGUUGUUUUGGCUGAGAAGAAACUCGCUGUUAUAGUUGAGAUUAUUGACCAGAAGAGAGCUUUGAUCGACGGUCCACACAUCCAAAGACAGGCUAUUGGCUUCAGCAAGAUUACCUUGACCCCAUUGGUCUUGGCUGAUCUUUCAAGAGGAUCCAGAACUGCCACUGUGGAGAAGAAGUGGAAGGCUGCUGAUAUUGACGGAAAAUGGAAGAAGACUUCAUGGGCUAAGAAGAUUGCUCGUAAGGAGAGAAGAGCACAGCUUACAGACUUUGAGAGAUUCCAGGUUAUGGUUUUGAAGAAGCAGAGAAACUACGCUGUCAAGAAGGCUUUGGCUAAGGCUUAA